AUGAGGACCCGGCCCAUUCGCAUCGCAGGCGCAUCGGGCUCCGUCUCUGACCGGCGCCAUGCCAUCGCCGAGUUCGCCCACAACUACCCCCAAGACCCAGUCGACGUGAUCGUCGCCGACUUCAUGAGCGAGGCGAACAUGGCCACGGGCGCGGCGCGCAAGGUGGGACGCGAGCGUGAGCACGCGCCCGAUUCUGCCGUGCCGGGGUACGAGGCGUCGUUCCUGCUGGCGCUGGAGCCGGCGCUGGAGGACCUGGCUCGGUAUGGGAUUAAGGUGGCGGUUAAUGCGGGGAAUUCGGAGACGGAGGCGUUGUAUGAGGUUGUGACGGGGAUGGUGCGGGCGAAGGGAUUAGGGCUGAAGGUGGCCUGGGUGUCGGGUGAUGAGGUUCUUUCGACGGUUAGGGAGGCGUUGGCUGAGGGGAGGUCAACGUUCAAGAAUAUUUAUACGGGCGAGUGCCUCUCGGAUUGGUCUUUUGAGCCAAUCUAUGCGCAGUGUUACCUUGGGGGUCUUGGGAUCGCGGAGGCCUUUGCUGAAGGAGCUGAUAUCGUGCUGUGUGGACGAGUCUCGGAUGCAUCGCCUGUGAUCGGUGCGGCAUACUGGUACCACGGAUGGACUCGCAACGACCUCGAUCAACUGGCCAACGCUUUCGUCGCUGGUCAUUUAAUUGAGUGCAGUAACUAUGUCUGCGGGGGUGAUUUCACUGGCUUCAAAGCGCUGGAGAACGCCGGUGGUGAUGGCUGGACCAACAUCGGAUACCCCAUCGCCGAGAUCUCGAGGGACGGCCAGGUGGUCAUCACAAAGCAAUCAUACUCCACCGGCGGCGCCGUCACAGUCGACACAUGCUCCUCGCAGCUGCUCUACGAGAUCCAGGGCCCGUGGUACUUCAACUCAGACGUGACCGCCAUCCUGACAAAUAUCCGCUUCGAACAACUCGGGCUCAACCGCGUCGCCCUGCACGGUGUGCGCUCCGCGCCGCCUCCUCCAACCACAAAGAUCGGCAUCACCGCUCGCGGCGGCUUCCAGGCCGAGAUCUCAUGGUUCCUAGUCGGCCUCGACAUCGACGCCAAGGCACGGAUGCUGCAGGACCAGAUCCGCGCCCUCCUCGCGCCCUUUUCGUCCAAAUUCUCCGCCCUGACCUUCUCCACCCUGGGUUCCGCGCCAGACGACCCCCGCGACCAGGACAGCGCCACCGUCACCUUCCGAGUGGUCGCGCAGGCGCGUAGAGCAGACGACCUGGGUCCCGCCCACUUCCUGCGCCCCAUCACCGACAAUAUCAUGCAGGGAUACCCCGGCGCCACCUUCCACCUCGACCUGCGGCAGGGCUUCCCCAAGCCCGUCUACGAGUACUAUGUCUCCCUCCUCCCACAGAAAGACAUCAACCACCAGGUCCACCUCCCCUGGAAGAACAAGACCGUGGAUAUCCCCCCGCCCCCGAUCACCUGCCAAUACGACUCCCGCCAGCCCUCGCAGGCAACCACGCCCGCCCCCGCAGACCCGCGCACGGAUUUCGGCCCCACGACCCGCGGACCGCUGGGCUGGAUCGUGCAUGCGCGCUCCGGCGACAAGGGGCCCGACGCGAACUGCGGGUUAUGGGUCCGGCACGCGGACGAGUAUCUCUGGCUGCAGUCGUUGCUUUCGUCGUCCCAGGCGCGGGAGCUGCUGGGCGCCGCGUACGAUGGGAACCCGGCGCUGGAGGUGGAGCGGUUUGAGCUGGCGGGUCUGCGGGCGGUGCAUUUCCUGUUUCGGAAUCUGCUGGAUCGCGGCGUGGGCGUCACGACCACGGUAGACUUUCUGGGGAAGAAUGUGGCGGAGUAUCUACGGGCGAAGUGGGUGGAUAUUCCGGUGAGGUUCUUGAAUCGGGGGAGGUUGUAA
Messenger RNA from Aspergillus clavatus NRRL 1, 1872 nucleotides. RefSeq names its product acyclic terpene utilization AtuA family protein. Lineage: Eukaryota; Fungi; Ascomycota; Eurotiomycetes; Eurotiales; Aspergillaceae. The coding region runs from base 1 to 1872 and encodes 623 amino acids. The record is from RefSeq and is a predicted model, not a curated record. The transcript is spliced from 3 exons.